UUACAUUCAAAACCAAGAUGGCGGGGCUCUUGCUGCAUGGAACAGGUCAUUCACAGCUGAACUAAAGACUGCACACCUUAUUUGCACAAUGGAUUGUUUACUAUGACACCACCGACGACGGGGAUAUCAAACAAACAAGAAUCAUGCAGGUAUCGGUAAGGCGGGCACUGCAUCUCCAGGGCAUCGCCCGGUCUGGCCAAUUCAAAAAUGCGCUCCUGAAUUUAGUGCCCCGCCAGCUGACCCCCAGCAGCCGCACCUUGUUCAGUGAGACUGGCGUGUGGGAGAAGGACUAUCGUGUGGAGACCCGGCGCAGAGUGGAGGAAUGGUGGCACCCGCGGAUUAUGGCACAGUGGGCCAAGGACACCCAGGAGGAAAGUCAAAACCGGAAAAAGUUCUAUGUUCUCUCCAUGUUCCCGUAUCCAUCUGGACGACUGCACAUGGGCCACGUGCGGGUUUACACCAUCAGCGAUGUCAUCGGCCACUUUCAGAAAAUGAGAGGCUACCAGGUGUUAAACCCAAUGGGCUGGGAUGCUUUUGGGCUUCCGGCUGAGAAUGCAGCCAUUGAACGAGGCCUUGAUCCAGAAGAUUGGACUAAAAGGAACAUCCAGUCUAUGCGGGAGCAGCUGGACAGCCUUGGUCUUUGCUUUAACUGGGAUCGGGAGGUGACCACUUGCCUUCCUGACUACUACAAGUGGACGCAGUAUCUUUUUAUUAAGCUGUUCAAAGCAGGGCUGGCAUAUCAAAAAGAAGCCAUAGUGAACUGGGACCCCGUAGAUCAGACUGUGCUGGCUGAUGAGCAGGUGGAUGAAAACGGUUGCUCUUGGAGGUCUGGUGCUGUGGUGGAGCAGAAGAUGCUUACCCAGUGGUUCAUUAAGACCACAAACUACGGGAAGCCUCUCCUGGACGCCUUGUCUGACCUUCCAGAGUGGUACGGGGUCAAAGCCAUGCAGGCAAACUGGAUUGGAGAAUGUUCCGGUUGCUAUUUUGAUUUCAAACUCAAGGUGAGUGGGAAAGAGACAGGGGAGAUUCUGUCAGCCUACAGCUCCUCUCCAGAAGCGGUGUUUGGUGCAGCGUACCUUGCCAUCCUGCCCUCCCACAGACUCUUGCAUGGGAGCAGUUCAGUCCGCUCUGAGCUAGAGAAAGCUUUCCAGCCAGGCAGAGACUCGCUGACAGUAGUCACCGCUGUCAACCUGUUCACCGGCCUGGAGGUUCCUCUAGUUAUAUCUCACAAGGAGGCCUUUGAUGGAUAUCUAGACACCGUUGUUGGCACACCAGACUCCAGUGACGAGCAUCUGUCUGUGGCAAAGUCGUUAAAAUUAAGGUGGACCAGAGUUCUGCAAAACCAUGAAGAUGGAACACAAACUCUAAUGAACUCUGAUCAGUUCUCUGGACUGACCAGGCAGCAGGCGUUUGACUUCAUUACCCAAAAAGCCAGAGAGCUGAAGGUGGGUGGCCACCUGACAAGUCCAAAACUUAGAGAUUGGCUGAUAUCAAGGCAGCGUUACUGGGGCACGCCCAUUCCUGUGGUGCAUUGUGGGUCCUGUGGUCCAGUUGCUGUCCCUGAGGAGGACUUACCAGUGACCCUGCCAGAGCUGCCGGCUCUCACAGGAAAGGGGGCAUCACCUUUGGCUGCCGCCCAUGAUUGGGUCAGUUGCAAAUGUCCGAGAUGCAAUGGCCCAGCAAAAAGAGAGACUGACACCAUGGACACUUUUGUGGACUCAGCCUGGUAUUACUUUAGAUACACCGACCCACAUAACACCACAAGGCCUUUUGAGCGCCGCCUAGCAGAUCACUGGCUGCCUGUGGACGUGUACAUUGGCGGCAAAGAGCAUGCGGUCAUGCAUUUGUACUACGCUCGCUUCCUCUGUCACUUCUGCAAGGACCAGGGGCUUGUCGCUCACAGGGAGCCUUUUAGGAAGUUGCUCGUCCAGGGUCUGAUCAAGGGCCAGACUUUCCGCCGAGCAGACAGUGGCCAGUACUUAACGAGAGAGGAGAUUGACUUCACAGGAGAAGAGCUAGCGGUGUUGGGAGGUGGUCAAGUGGAAAUGACCUGGGAGAAGAUGAGCAAGUCUAAACACAAUGGUCUGGACCCCCAAGAGGUGGUACAGCGGUACGGCGUGGACACAGUUCGUCUCUACAUCCUCUAUGCCGCACCGCCUGAACAGGACAUCCUCUGGAAUCUUAAAAAGGACGCUCUUCCUGGGGUCUUGCGCUGGCAGUCCAGAAUAUGGCAGCUGGUGACAAAGCUACGAGAGGCUCGACAACUCUGUGACGCGCCUUCUCCAUCCGUGCUGAAGAAGAAGGAGCUGGUAGAGGCAAAAAAGAUCUGGGAAAACAAGAACUUUGCAAUCCAAGAGGUCACUUAUUACUUCACGGAAGACUUCCUGUUCAAUGCGGCCAUUUCUCGUCUCAUGGGCCUCACAAAUACAUUGAGUACUGCAACGGUCAGGGUGGUGCAGCACAGUGUGGAAUUUGAGGAUGCCCUGGCCGCACUAGUUCUGAUGACAGCUCCCAUGGCACCCUUCCUGGCCUCUGAACUUUGGGCAGGUCUUUGUAAGGUGAACAACCCCAUCAGCAGCACUCUCCAGCGGGGAGGAGACGUCCUGUCAGAGUCCUGGCCCACUGUGGAUCCCAAGUACUUGGAGACCCCCGACUUUGUGGACAUUUCUGUGCUGAUUAACAACAAAGCCUGCGGGAGGAUAACGGUGCCUCUGCAGGUGUCCAAGGACUGUGAUGAAGUGGAGAAGCUGGUCAUGGAGAGUCCCCUGGGACAGACAGUCCUCAGAGAGGCAAGCAUCAAGAGAGUCAUCCUCUCUCCAAGGACUGCCCUCAUCAAUUUCCUAGUUGGGGAGUGACCUUUCACCUUUCAACGCCGCUUUGGUAUUGUCUCUUGUAUUUUUGUCUGCGGCAUGUACAGUAGAGUGUCAAUACGCCAGCAUCCAAUAUCAGCAGGAAGUGCGAUCAUAUUUAAUUGUAUGUGAAUUUCCGUGUGUCAGAUCAUGUUUCAUUACGUGUUACUUUUAUUUGGCUGCUCGACGCUCCUUUCAUCUUGUUUUGACAACACAGACCCGAUCAACAGGCACGUUUUAAUAACAACUUAAUAAUCUUCAAAAGUUGCUGAACAAACAUAGUGUGACUUAUACACGCAAGUCAAAAUCAUGAAUAUUAUUCUGUUUUCAAUGUAAAAAAAAAUGUAUUGAGAAUAUCAUAACCUUUAUAAUAACGUGUCUUUCUACUGGGCUGGCUAUCAUUAAAAACAAAACAAAAUCAGGCUAACAAUUUUUUGUUAAAUUUGUAGUUAUAUUUUGAUCAAAUGAACACAAAAAGUUUGUUAAAGAAAAAAAGUUCCACAUACAAACUUUUCAAAGUGUGCACUGCAAAAAGUCAGUGUUCAAAAACAAGAAAAAAAAAUCAAAAUAAAUUAGGGGUAUUUUACUUGAACUACCCGUAAGCAAAAUUAUCUGCCAAUAGAACAAGAACAUUUGGCUUGUCAAGACUUUCCAAAACAAGUAAAAUUAGCUAACCUCAAUGAACCCAAAAAUACCUUAAAAUAAGUAUAUUCUUACAAAUAACAAGUGCGCAUUUCUUGGUAGAAAAAAAAAAUUAGACCUUUUUGCUCAAUAUGUUGAAUUAUAUUCUUAAAUAAGUAAAUGCUAGUGCCAUUAUCUUGACAUAAUGAUAUGCGCUCGGCAUCAUGAUUUUUUUUUUCCAUGAUUGAAAUAAGAAAUUAUUACUUUAAAAAAAAGUAGUUUUAUACUUGUGAGUGUUAAUGACACAGCUUUGCAACAGUUGAUAUUCCAGUUCCAAGCAUGUUUUAUUCAAUAUAGGUCAUAAAAUCUCAGCUACAAGCUGUAAUAUCUUACUGAGAUCAUUUCAGACCAAAACCCUUAAAACAGUGGUUCCCAACCUUGUUGGAGGUACCGAACCCCACCAGUUUCAUAUGCGCAUUCACCGAACCCUUCUUUAGUGAAAAAUAAAAUGUUUUUUUUUUUUCAAAUUCAAGACAAAGUGAUAUGUUUUUGGUAACACUUUAGUUUGGGGAACAUAUUCUAAGUAACAAAGACUUAAUUUAGAGUUAUUUGGUUAGGGUUAGGGUUAGGGCCAGGGUUAGAGGGUUAGGGUUAUAAUAAGGCCAUGCCGAAUAAAGCAUUAAUAAGUACUUAAUAAUGACUAGUUAAGAGCCAAUAUUUUACUAACUUGCAUGUUAAUAAGCAACUAAUUAAUGGUGAAUAUGUUCCCCAUACUAAAGUGUUACCAUGUUUUUUUUACUGGUGGACAAAAUGAACCGUGCAUGAACAUCACCUUGUUCAAACAACAAAACCAACACAGUGCAUAAACUCACAACAAAUUACACAUGCACCUGCAAAUCAGUGUGACUUCUGCUGUUGCCGUAUCCGUAAUACGCCGACAGGGAGAAGUUUUUAUUUACAUGAUGAGUCGGGUGUGUUUUGACCUCCACCGAACCCCUGAGCCCGACUCACCGAACCCCUAGGGUUCGAUCGAACCCAGGUUAAGAACCACUGCCUUAAAACAAGUAAAACACUCUAUAAAAUCUGCUUAGUGAGAAGAAUUAUCUAAUCAGACAGAAAAUAAGCAAAUAUCACCCUUAUUUGAGAUGUUUUAUCCUACUUAGAUUUCAGUUUUUGCAGUGUGAGGUGGGCCUUUAGGGAGUUUCGGGAAGGUGGUAGCAGCUUGAGAAAAAACAAAGAAAGACCUGUUUCAACCUUGCUAACCUAAAUUCAAUUGGGUUUAAGUCCAGUACAGUGAGAGAGUAAACAGUAGUGAUUGGUAAAUGACGCCUGAGUGAGUGUGUGGCCCACUCACUGGCUGUAUUGACACUGCACUGAUACCUUGUUGGUGUUUCAUAAUGGUCAUCUACCGGGUUAAAAAAAAGUAACUACAUUUUAACUGAAAAUAAAAUGUUAGCAAAUAUAAUUAUAUUUUUUUGGUAUUUUUAAACAAAUAGGAAUAUGAAACACCAUAAGAUCAACAUGAUCCCACCAUUUGUCUUUUUUCUUAGUUCCAAUAAAUUGAUGAUGGUGACAAAAACCCAACAUGGCACACCACUUCUCCGACUUUAUUUAGUACGAGUCGAAAGAAAUGUUCUAAUUUACAAUGUAAUUCAGAGUUGUGCAUAUCAUUUUCCUUUCUGGGUGACUAUGCAUUAAAAAAGUAAAUUACAAAAACAAAUAUAUUUUCUAGCUAUUGAUUUUGGAUGACUUUUAUGAAACAACAACAACAACAGUAUCAGUGCAGUGUCAAUACAGCUAAUGACUGUGCCACACACUCACUGAGACAUAUUUUACCCAUCACUAACUACUACAUUUCCAGCUGCUAAUGGGGAAAGUAUUUAUAUUUAACUUUGGUACUGUUGCCUGUCUUCAGUUCUCCAGUCAAACUCGAUUCAAUGAGUCAAGUCACACCACAACAACAAAGUCUGAAAUAGCCUACAGUGCAUUCAAAAUAGAACCCAUGCUUAUGCUGGGUGUUCCUUUUGCCCACAAUGGCGAUAACAUGUUGGGGCUUUAUAUCAUUUAGUGCACAGCCAGGCCCAGGAGUGUAUUCUCCAUGCAGUUUUCAUUCAAGUUAAACUAGCGUGGUCUAGUGGGUGAUAUAAAACCGCAGAACUUGCACAAAUUGUCAUGUCGCGUCACUAAAUAUAAAGUGUGUUUCAUAUGUUGAGAGUUUAUUGUCUUCUAAUGCUUUCACAAAUGUAUCACACUUUCUUACCUUAGCUUAGCUUAUCCGAUUUAUUCAUUCAGUGCACUGGGCUUUGAGGAGUGCGUUGGAUUGAACUCAUGUUUGGCCCAGUGAUGCCUCAUGUUGUAUAGCACUGUGCUGCGCGUGGGGAAGAAUUAAACCCCCCUGGUCAAAGAAGCUGUGAUGACAUGAGAAUGAAAAGAGAUGCAUCCGUCAUUUUUCGAGGGCCACGUGGCCAAACAGAGGUGCAACGAGAGCCAAGGCCGCUGUGAAAUUUCUACCCUGGUUAGUUGUAAAUCAGGUUUUUCUCACUUCUGAAAUAAAAAACAGCGUCAAAUCAGA
Messenger RNA from Entelurus aequoreus (snake pipefish), 6042 nucleotides. It is a transcript of the gene lars2, whose product is annotated as leucyl-tRNA synthetase 2, mitochondrial. Lineage: Eukaryota; Metazoa; Chordata; Actinopteri; Syngnathiformes; Syngnathidae. The transcript is spliced from 21 exons. Gene Ontology annotation, molecular function: leucine-tRNA ligase activity; aminoacyl-tRNA deacylase activity; ATP binding. The record is from RefSeq and is a predicted model, not a curated record. Gene Ontology annotation, cellular component: mitochondrion. Bases 144 to 2855 code for a protein of 903 amino acids. Gene Ontology annotation, biological process: mitochondrial translation; leucyl-tRNA aminoacylation.